GGCAGGUGCCUCACUUUCGAUCUGGGAAGCCUUUAAAUAAAACUCGCUGAAAAUCUUAGAGCAUACACAGAAGAGAGACCCCAAUCAAAAAUAAGGUGGAAAAGAAGGAUGUUGUCCUUAAACAACCUACAGAAUGUCAUCUAUAACCCGAUAAUCCCCUAUGUUGGGACCAUUCCUGACCAGUUGGAUCCUGGAACUUUGAUUGUAGUACGUGGGCAUGUUCCUAAUGACUCAGACAGAUUCCAGGUGGACUUACAGUGUGGCAGCAGUGUGAAGCCUCGAGCUGAUGUUGCCUUUCAUUUCAAUCCACGUUUCAAAAGGACCAACUGCAUUGUUUGCAAUACUCUGAAAAAUGAAAAAUGGGGAUGGGAAGAGAUCACCUAUGACAUGCCUUUCAAAAAAGAAAGAUCUUUUGAAAUUGUGCUUAUGGUGCUGAAAGACAAAUUCCAGGUGGCUGUAAAUGGAAAACAUAUACUGCUCUAUGCCCACAGGAUUAGCCCAGAGAAGAUAGACACUCUGGGCAUUUAUGGCAAAGUGAAUAUUCACUCCAUUGGCUUUAGCUUCAGUUCGGAUUUAAGAAGUAACCAAGCAUCUACUCUGGAACUGACAGCGAUAAGUAGAGAAAAUCUUAGUAAUAGAGAAGGAGACAAUUCUAAAAUCGUACCCAGAACUGUCUACACCAAGAGCAAAGUUUCGACUGCCAAUCACACUUUGACUUGCGCCAAAAUACUACCUACCAACUGUUUGUCAAAGACUCUGCCAUUUGUUGCAAGGUUGAACUCCUCAAUGGGCCCUGGACGAACUGUUGUCAUUAAAGGAGAAGUGAAUACAAAUGCCAAAGGCUUUAAUAUUGAUCUAAAAUCAGGAAAAUCAAAGGAUAUUGCUCUCCACUUGAACCCACGCCUGAAUACCAAAGCAUUUGUAAGAAAUUCUUUUCUUCAGGAGUCCUGGGGAGAAGAAGAGAGAAAUAUUACCUCUUUCCCAUUUAGUCCUGGGAUGUACUUUGAGAUGAUAAUUUAUUGUGAUGUUAGAGAAUUCAAGGUUGCGGUAAAUGGCGUACACAGCCUGGAGUACAAACACAGAUUUAAAGAGCUGAGCAAUAUUGACAUGCUGGAAAUUGAUGGAGAUAUCCACUUACUGGAAGUAAGGAGCUGGUAGCUGACAUGACUGCCACAAAAACUGAAAUGCAAAAUGGCUUAUGUAACACUGGCCUUGUUAAAAUGCAUCUUACUAUCAUUUAUGUUAUGUCGUCUAUAUAUAUUGUUAAAUUGAGGUAGCAUACCAACAUUAAGUCCUACUUACUGGGUGUUCUCAGUGCUUGCCAUGAAGAAUGACUUUGUCUAGCCCAGAAUGAGGAAAUUUGAGGCAACAACAACUUUUAGCUAUUAUUAAGGCCUUUCUAAGCUCUCUCUCCUACACUGGCCUCUUCUUUUUUAAACCCACUUCACAUUCAACAAGUAUUUAUUAAGUGCCUCUUACAAUACAGUAGCUAACAAGCAUUGAGCACGUGUUUUUUGCCAGCACUGUGCUAGGAGCUGGGGAUAUAUACACAGUGGUGCACAAAACUACUGUUCCCUGUUCUCUUGAGCUCAGAAUCUUCUGUGCUCUACCACUGUUUUUUCUGCAGGCAUUGCAUAAACUUACCAGGGACUUAAAAAGAAUUAGCCAGUAAAUUACCUAAAGACACUAAUUUAUAGAGACACUACCCCUUCACCAGUGAUUGCUUUCUUAACCAGUGUGGUCAUAUCCUGUAACUGAAAGGAUUGAUGUUGACUUACAUCUGGCAGUUUUCUUCAGCAUAAUAAAUAUCUAGCUCUACUAGCUGAAAGCAUUACCAGAUAAUUAACAUUAUGAAAUCUGAACACAGCACGAAGGUUAAGGCAAAAAACAAAGAAAAACAAAUGGUGUUGAAAUUAACUUGAUAUCAGUCUCAAGGCCACUGAUUUCUGUAGCAGUAAAUGCUUAUUUUAGAGUAUUUGAAUUUAGGGUGAGUCAGAGGUCUGCACAUAAUUCCUACAGAAAGUUUAAGGUAGAUGCAAGAGGAAUUCAAUUGAUAAAAUGAUUAUGGGUAACAAAGCAAUGUCAAGAUUAGACUUACUGUUUAUAAAAUAGGCACUAUGAGAAAGUAAAAUGUACGAACUGAGACCAAUGAAGAGGCAAUGUAAAAUCUGUUGCUUGUCCACAUGCAAACCAACACUGCCUCUCUGCUCUUCUAAAGAUUAGUCCAUCAUCAUUAGCGACUGAGAUCAAAACAUUGUUCUACUUUAAGUGAUUAAAAUCAAACCUGUAUCAGCAGGUUAAA
Molecule: messenger RNA, 2302 nt
Organism: Ceratotherium simum simum (southern white rhinoceros)
Lineage: Eukaryota; Metazoa; Chordata; Mammalia; Perissodactyla; Rhinocerotidae
Gene: LGALS8
Product: galectin 8
Cellular component (GO): cytoplasm
Molecular function (GO): carbohydrate binding
Source: RefSeq, a predicted model, not a curated record